AUGUGUAUAAUUCAGUGUUUACCGCGUGCGAAGCCUAAACGUGCUGUUUAUUGUGAUAUGUUCCGAAGUAUCAAUGUUAUAAUUGGUUCCGGAGAGGAAGCCGAGAGAAGCUCCUGGAGCAGGCUGGUCCGUUUUAUGGGGGGACAUGUGAGGAAGGAGCCGGAUGCAGACUCUACUUUCCUCGUUACAAAGGAAGCAAGAGGAAGAACAUUUAGGGUUAGUCGAUUUCGAAGUUGAUA
Cylicostephanus goldi is the source of this 239-nucleotide messenger RNA. Lineage: Eukaryota; Metazoa; Nematoda; Chromadorea; Rhabditida; Strongylidae. The record is from the annotation of a GenBank genome assembly.